UACUUGCAUGUGGUCUCAGGAAACACUUCACUUUCAUAAUAAAGUUGAUGAAGAAGAGAAUGAAAAACUUUGUGAUCGAUUAGAGGUGAACACGAAUGGAUCUGAUCUAAGUUCAAAUUCGCAAAAAUGUGAAGAAGACUGUCAAACUCCUCAACAAAUUUUGUAUAGGAACUGGCCCCUAAUGUCAUCUAUUAUUGUAUUUUGUGUUUUCCAACUUCAUGACAUGGCUUAUGCAGAGAUUUUUCCAUUAUGGGCUGUUAGUCCAAAGAAGUUUGGGGGAUUAGGCUACUCAAGUUCUGAUGUUAGUGAAGUUCUUUCAAUUUCAGGUACUCAUGACUAGAAAACAUACAUACACUCAUCACUUAAGUAAUUGGUAUUGGUAUGCUUAUCUGACUUUCUUUCAUGAUGUUCUAGGCAUUGGUGUGCUUAUCUUUCAGUUAUUUGUGUACCCACCAUUAGAGAGAAAGUGUGGGUUUUUAUAGAUGACUCGAAUCAGAGCUGUAUGUCUAGCAUUUUUUUUUAAUCUCUUUAAACAUGUUCAACACACUUUUGCUAUGGAAUUUAUUUAAAUGUCUUAAGUAUUGUUGAAAACCUUUCGACUUGAAAUUUUUCUUGGUUUCUUGUGAAGGUUGUUACAAUAGCAUUGCUAUCAACUUACCCUU
Messenger RNA from Humulus lupulus (European hop), 662 nucleotides. Its product is annotated as protein ZINC INDUCED FACILITATOR-LIKE 1-like. The coding region runs from base 8 to 340 and encodes 110 amino acids. The transcript is spliced from 2 exons. Lineage: Eukaryota; Viridiplantae; Streptophyta; Magnoliopsida; Rosales; Cannabaceae. The record is from RefSeq and is a predicted model, not a curated record.